CGUCAAAACAAGUUGUGUUGACAGCUAGCCCCAACUAGCCUGAUGCUAGCUAGUCUUCUUGCGUCGGGUCCUGGCAAGUCCCUCGCCGACUCUCAUGGUUUUAGAAGUGUGUUGGCCGUCUUUCGUCAAUGCACCGUAGUGUAUCGGUUUGAGACAUGCAGGAUAGGUACAGCGAGAUAGGCUUUGUCCAGCAAAUACUCUGUUUGAAUUUAGUGCCGAGACAAAAUGGCACGCACCGAGGAAACGAUACAUCUCUCGACGACUUCUCAGAGAUGUGGUAUGGAGUGUUCCUGUGGGCAGCGGUCUCCUCGCUGAUCUUCCACCUGCCUGCGGCUCUGCUGUCCAUCGCCAUGCUGCGCCAGCACAAGGUGGCCCGAUUCAUGCCCAUCGCCAUCCUCCUCAUGGGCAUCGUGGGACCACUUUUUGGGGGGGUCCUCACCAGUGCAGCCAUAGCAGGUGUGUACAAGGCGGCAGGAAAGAGGAUGAUCUCUUUGGAGGCUCUUGUGUUCGGUGUGGGACAGUCAUUCUGUGUCCUCAUCAUCUCCUUCCUCAGGGUCCUCGCCACCCUCUAGCAGCACCGAGGCCCGCCUGGCCGGCACCUAAUGCCGCCGGGUGAGUCUGACACCAGUCGCACCUUCUCUGGACGGGACCUGAGUUUAACACGGCGCAAGACUAGAUUCACCUGGGACAAUCCCAGGACACACGUAAACCAGUCAGACCUGGGACGUGAUGUCAUUUGCUACCGGUGGACCAGAGACCAGAGUGGAUUUUAUUCAAACUCCUGACUUGCUUGCCAUCCGUGUAACGUUUCCACCGUAGGACGGCACAAUGCUGCGUUCACGUCACAUGACUUGUAUGAUGUGACGGCAGAGUGGGAGGCUGUAGUCCCCUGUUGCCGGCGGUUACAGGUUAGCAGCAGGAUGACACUAACCUUUCUCAGGGUGUGUGUGUGUGUGUGUGUGUGUGUGUGUGUGUGUGUGUG
Molecule: messenger RNA, 982 nt
Organism: Anarrhichthys ocellatus (wolf-eel)
Lineage: Eukaryota; Metazoa; Chordata; Actinopteri; Perciformes; Anarhichadidae
Gene: tmem170a
Product: transmembrane protein 170A
Exons: 3
Coding region: 156-572 (138 amino acids)
Biological process (GO): endoplasmic reticulum tubular network organization
Cellular component (GO): endoplasmic reticulum membrane
Source: RefSeq, a predicted model, not a curated record